AGGAGCCAGUGACACUGUACCAAUCCUACUUUCCCUUUGCACAGUCAUAAAGAUCUCUUCAUUUCAAGGGCCUUUCAGUUCUCAGCCUUUUCAGUCCCUCGUGAUGUCAUGUGAACAGGGAGAAAUAUGGGCUAUAGGACAGGUAAUUGGGUGGGUUGACAAAGGCCUCAUUAGUAAAGCCAUCGGGAGGGAGGUCUCUCAUGAUAUGCCACAGGGCUCUGCCCUGGCAAACACUAACCCACAACCUGGAUAAAGACUAACAGUCUUACUUAACAAAUUGGCAGGGAGCACAUUGCUAAGAGAGAGAGCAGAAUAAUAACAAGGUCUACAAAUUUAUCUCUACGGGUUUGGAUAAAGAGCUGAAUCUGACAACGGCAUUUGACAGGGAUACAUUUUUAAAAAAUUAUAAACUUUUCUGCAGAAACUUAGCUUCCAUGGAAAUACUUUUCUUUGUCCUGACUUCUCUUUGCUCUGAGGACCCACCAUGAAGGGGGCUUGAUUACAAGUCAGGGCUGGGGGUGGGGCAGCAACACCUACCUCCCCACUCCCUCACCCCAUCUCCUCCCUGCUCCUGCUUAGGCCUCAUUUAGAGAUGACCCUGGAAGGAGAGUGUCUGGUUUCCUUAGUCUGAGCGUCCCAAUAAACCACUGGAACUUCUUGCAUCAGCCUUUUGCCCACAAAGACCCUCACUGUUGGGACUUCCCUGGUGGCAUAGUGGUUAAGAAUCCAUCUGCCAAUGCAGGGGACAUGGGUCCGAGCCCUGGUCCGGGAAGAUCCCACAUGCCGCGGAGCAACUAAGCCCAUGCGCCACAACUACUGAGCCUGCGCUCUAUAGCCCGUGAGCCACAACUACUGAGCCUAUGUGCCACAACUACUGAAGCCCGUGCGCCUGGAGCCUGUGCUCCACAACAAGAGAAGCCACAGCAAUGAGAAGCCCGCACUCCGCAACGAAGAGUAGCCCCCACUCGCCGCAACUAGAGAAAGCCCGCGUGCAGCAAGGAAGACCCAACGCAGCCAAAAAUAAAUAAAUAAAUAAUUUUUUAAAAAAAGACCCUUACUAUCACCACCAUGCUCUGUUAUUUCUUCCUUGAGGGACUGAGUGAGAAAAGAAGAUAUGAGGGAGAAUAGUAAGAGAGGGUGCUUACAAAUCUUCUCUGUUUCCUUUGCAAACAGCAAUAAAUACGUUUUGAAAAAUAAGAAGGCUGGUAAGCGUGCCUACUUUAAUAACAGGAGGGUAGAGGAGACACUGGAGAAGGGAAAUCCUGUUGUUGGGGGGAAGGUCUCUAGUGAAAAGCCACAGGGCUCUGUCCUAGUUAGUUCCUGGAACUAGGACAGUGAGGUAUCUUGGGGUUCCCACUGGCAAGAGGCUCUGUCUCCCAUGACUCUCCUCCCCCAGCCUUGAACCUUGACCCUUUUCAUUCCCAAGCUCCUGUGGGCUUCUCCCCUUGGACUCUGUCCUUCGUCAUCCAGCCAGCCCCCAGUUACUGAUAUUCUACCAGUAGCUGAGCUCUGAGCCAGUGCUGGGUCUCCUGGCCUCUUUGGUUCUAGCUGAGACCAGAGUCCCCAUCUGAGGUGCUAUGGUGGGUCCAGCACCUUCCCAAGGUUUCAGAAGGAAGGGCUUAAAUUCUUGUGGUCACUCCUGACUCUUACUUCCAGCUUCUGCUCGGUUUUCGCCGUCCUCUUGAAAUUUUGCACAUAGUCCUUUGUCUCUACCUUGGCAUCACCCCUAACAUGGAUCACAGUCCUUCUCCCCACUUUCCAUAGAGACCCCAUUCACACACUUUGAUGUGGGGCAGGCUUUCCAAAAUAAGAGGUGGAGGGGAUUUACAUUACACACAAAAACAAUGUAAAAAUCCUAAAAUCCUGUCUUUGACAUUCCUGUUCUUUAUUAUUUUCUUUCCUUUACCAUAUGCUUUCUUUUCUUCUUUAUUUUAAAUUUAUUUUUUAAAUUGAAGUAUAGUUGAUUUACAAUGUUGUUUUAAUUUCUGCUGUACAGCAAAGUAACUCAGUUAUACAUAUACAUACAUUCUUUUUUAUACUAUUUUCCAUUAUGGUUUAUCCCAGCACACUAAAUAUAGUUCCCAGUGCUAUACAGUAGGACCUUGUCCAUCUAUUCUAUAUGUAACAGUUUGCAUCUACUAACCCCAGACUCCCAGCCCAUCCCUCCCUCCUCCCCCGCUCCCCCUUGGCAACCACAAUUUUGUUCUGUGCCAUUCCUGUUCUUUAAAGUCCCUUGGUCCUUUCCUUGUCUUGGGCUUGGCCUCUUCCCCUGCCCCACUUUCAAUGCUGUUAUUGUCUGCACCGUCCCCGCCCUGCCUCCAAAUUCCUGCCAUCAUGCCCAGUCAGUCCUUUCUGGGUUUCACCUUUCAUCCCAACCACUUGUCACAGCUUUUACCCAAACCCAGUUCUGUCCCUAAGAGGGACUGUGGUGCCAACCACUAAGACCCCUUUUCCUGGUGCCCCCCCAGAAGCUCUUUGUGGAGCCAAGUGGGGAAGUGGUUGUGACUAGGGUGCUCUGUGCAGGUGCUGGGGUGAGGCACCCUUUCCCCCAGAGGUCCAGACUGUGAAAUUGAGGCUGAUUCAGGACUAGGCCAACCCUGUUCUUCUGGCAGCUUAGAGUGUGCUGGGGAUGAGGACAUAUCAGGGACACUGAUCCCUUAGCCCUUCCUGAGGUGGGCUCUGCAUUUCUGCUCCCAGCUGGACUUGGGAGCAUUUUCCCACUGCAAGCCUGCUUAUGCUUGUGGGGAGAUUCUGUGGCCCAUCAGUACCAGGUCACCCUGUGGGCUCAUUCUAUGAGUGACAGGCCGUUGACCUCACCAGGGGACCCAGAGCCACACAUGACCCUGUUUCUGUGGGAAAAUAUGUUCUGGUCUUUGAACGCCCAACUUAGAGACAAACUUUGGGGCUGUCCAAAGCUGAGGGAGGCCAGUGCGGUCUGUAGGCAGAAGGUGGUGAUGAUCUCCCAGGCCUCUGUUCUGCUCAGACCCUGCCACAUCCCACCACACUCAAGGAAAGACAGAGAAAAACCACUUCUAAGAGGGUGGCUGGCUGUCAGUGCAUCCUGGGAGGUGAGUUUGGAGGCCUGGGGGUGCUCUUCACAGAGAAGGAAAGACUCAGUAGAGGUGGGGAUGAAGCCUGCCCUCAGAUGCAGAACCCCACGAAGAUGGAGGGCAGUGCAGGGGCUCUGGUGACCUGGAAACACUUUGCAGAUGUUGAGGAAGAGCAUCCUGCAAAUAGGAUCUGGGCUGCCAUCAGAAGAAGGCCUAGAUCUAUUUUCAGUUGCUCCAAAGGGCCAGUAGGGUGGAAAGCACAGGGAUGCAGAUUUCAAUUCCGCAUGAGGAGGGACUUUUCACGGUGAGAAGUGUUUGACGGUGCAGUGGUUGUCUUGUGCAGCAGCGAGAUGCCAUCCCUUCAUGUGCGCAGACCUAAGCCAUCUGCCUGGAGGAUGUUUCGCAGGAGAUUCAAACAGUUGAUUCUCAAAUGCCAGUCCAAGGUGAGGUCUUCACCUGUUACAGCAAAUCAGAAAAUUAGAACAAUGCAGUGUAUGUUUCAUGAAGCUGUAUUUGGAAAGAGUGUACUCUGAGAUCAGCUCCUUCCAAACUUUUUUGUGGUAAAACGGUCCAUCUUUGUGAACGGGUGGUGAGAGGAGAUGGCAGCUCUUUUAUUUUUAAGGUUUAUUCGGUAUCCCCACAAAAGUUUGCAGUUGUUGGGAGAGUAAAUCCUCAGAGUUAUCACAGGGAGAACAUCUUUUUCCCUUUUUUCUUUUCUUUCUUUUUAUUGUAUCUAUGUGAGAAGAUAGCUGUUAGCUGAACCUACUGUGGUGAUCAUUUCACAAUAUAUGUAAAUCAAACGGUCAUGCUGUGUGCCUUAAACUUAUACUGUGAUGUAUGUCAAUUAUUUGUCAAUAAAACUGGGGGGGGGAAAUGUUUGCAAUAGUAUAUCAGCCUCUGUUUAAAACAAUUUCCUGGACUCUAAAUUCCUAAGGCCCAGAGCUCCCUGGCCUGGGUGGCACUUAAGGUCCCUUAUGGUUACACGAUUGUGCAAAGCACACUUGGGCCCAGGUGGCACAGCCACGCCCCCUCAUAGUCUCCUCCCUCCACCCACCCCCACCCCCAGCCAUGUCCUCUCCCCAAGUUUGGGAUGAAUGUGCUUCUCCUGUCUGCCUGGUUCAGCCACUUACGGAUCCUCCAGAUCCUGGUCAACUCCGGGGCCAAGAUCCACUGUAAGAACAAGGACAGCCUGACCUUACUGCACUGCACAGCCCAAAAAGGCCAUGUGCCAGUGCUGGCGUUCAUAACAGAGGAUCUGGAGGACAUGGCCCUGGACCACGCUGACAAGCUGGGAAGGACAGCAUUUCAUCGGGCUGCAGAGCACGGGCAGUUGGAUUCUCUGGACUUCGUUGUGGGCUCUGGCUGUGACCACAGUGUCAAAGACAAGGAGGGGAACACAGCCCUUCACCCGGCCGCCCGCUGGGGCCACCUGGCCGUGCUGCAGCAGCUUAUGGACAUCAGGCUGGACCUGGAGGAGAGGAAUGCGGAAGGUCUGACUGCCCUGCACGCAGCUGCUGAAGGGAUCCACCCCGACUGUGUGCAACUCCUCCUCGGGGCCGGGAGUAGCGCGAACACCCUCACCCAGAAAAAGCAGAGCUGCUUCCACUACGCAGCCCUCGGUGGCUCUGAGGACAUGGCCUGGGCCCUCGUCCAUGCAGGAGGAAGCACUAACGUGGCUGAUCACCAGGGCGCCUCUCCUGUGCACAUCACCGUGAGGCACAACUUCCCCGUCCUGGUGCAGCUCCUUAUCGACACCGGCAGUGACCUGGACGCCGUUGACAAUGCAGCAGACACCCCUCACCUUGCCGCCGAGCACGCCUGGCAGGACAUAGUGGGUAUUCUCCUCAUUGCUGGGGUUAACUUAAACCUGAGAGAUCAGCAAGGAAAAACCACCUUGCCAGUGGCCACCCACAUCAACCAUGUCAGCCUGGUGGAAAUGAUCAUAAAAGCCGAUUGCUUCUACAGAUGGGAGAAGGACCAGCUCUCAUGCAGGGACCUCUGUGACCCCUCUGGGAAGAGCUUGACCCUUAAGCAGGACCAUCGGCAGGAAACACAUCAGCUCCGCUCUGUGCUGUGGUGACUGGCCUCCAGGUACCUGCAGCCCCACUAGUGGAAGAAGCUGGCGUAUUGCUGGGAGUUCACCGAGGCCCACAUCCACGCCAUUGAGCAACAGUGGACAGGUACCACCUUCUACCGGGAGCACGGGCACCUCACAGCCAGUGAGAACCCCAGCAGAGUGCUGUUCAAAGGCCUCGUCGCCAUUGGCAGGACGGACCUGGCUGAAAGCAUCAGGAAGAAAGCAAACGAUGACUCUAGCGCCCCAAGGAGGUGCACAGCCAUGUAACUGGAGGGACUGGACAUUCAGGAGCAUGGAACCUCAGAGUGGGGGCCACUGAACAGAGGAGGACCACCGUUUAAGGGCUUAAAAAGCAAUUACUGUAAACAGACUUCCAGCUGCUUCCACUGAAACCCAUAUUAGGACCAGCAGGCAAGUGUUUGUGAUCUUUUUCAUGGAGGCCUGUCUCAGGUUUUGCAGGUAAUCCCUUCCCAGAGGUAUCGUCGUUUGCAGCUCUCAGUUUACUUUCAUCUCCUGCAUCUCACUGGAGCCUCACAGCAGCCCUCUGUGGUGCAAGGGAUGUCUUUUCAGAGAGGACUCUGGGCACAGGGUGGAUAAGCAGCUCAUCAGGUGGUGAGGUCAGGGGCCAAACUGAGCAUUCCUGUCUCCCCAACCUGGUGAAGGGCUCCAUCCAUCCCUUAUGAGAAGGACCGCCCUUAAUUCAAUCCCUGACUUUUAUGAAUGCUGUGCUUACUCCACAACUGUUUCUAUUCUCAGCUUAUUUGUACAUUUUGACAGUUCCAGGAGGCACACACUCGCAUUUUUUCCCUCUUUUUCAAAAUACCUUUUAAAGUUUUAAACUCUUAAUUUUAAAAUCAUUUCAGACUUACGAAAAAGCUGCAGAAAUAGUUCAAAGAAUUUCCAAAUACUCUUCACUCAGCUUCCCCAAAUGUUAACAUCUUACAUAACCAGGAAAUUAACACUGCUAGGAUACUAAUUUUUUUUUAAACCUUUUUGUUUUUUAGAUGUUGGGGGUAGGAGUUUAUUAAUUUAUUUUUGCUGUGUUGGGUCUUCAUUUCUGUGCGAGGGCUUUCUCUAGUUGUGGCAAGUGGGGGCCACUCUUCAUCGCGGUGUGCGGGCCUCUCACUAUCGCGGCCUCUCUUGUUGCGGAGCACAGGCUCCAGACGCACAGGCUCAGUAGUUGUGGCUCACGGGCCUAGUUGCUCCGCGGCAUGUGGGAUCUUCCCAGAUCAGGGCUCGAACCCGUGUGCCCUGCAUUAGCAGGCAGAUUCUCAACCACUGCACCACCAGGGAAGCCUGCUAGGAUACUAUUAACUCACCUUCACACCUUAUUCAAAUUUUGUCAUUUGAGCCUGGAAGUUCUGCCUGAAAGCUGUUUUUGUCUAAUGUGAGCUCUCCUGCAUGUGGCACAGCUGGCUGUGGCCAGUUUCGGAGCCCAUAUCUUAGAAAAGCUCCCCACAAAGUUAGCCUUUGGGCCUGCGUCCUGGGAAGAAGAUAGAAUAAAAACUGCUAGAGUUGAAAGGGGCUCCAGUUCUCACACAUGGCUGGUGGGAGUUCACAGUGGUACAAUCCUCUGAAAGGCAAUUUGGCAUUAUCCACGAAACUACAAAUACAUUUACCCUUUGACGUAGCAGUCCCACAUCUAGGCAUUUAUCCUACAGAGAAACCUGCAAACGUUAUAUAAUACUAACACACAUGCAAGUGAACAAAGGUGAAACUAUGCUGUGAGAUGGAUGUAUGGGAACUGUGUACUAUCUGCUCAGUUUUCUUUAACUGUUUUUAAAAAAAAUAGUCUAUUUUUAAAAAUAACUGAAACUAAAACUUACAAAAAGAAAAUGAGGCUUUGAAACCAACCCAUCAGGUUGAUGAUUUGAGAGGUGUGUCUGGCCUGAGGCCUCACAGUUUGCGGUGGGAUUCAGUCCCCAGCACAGCACACAGCCUCCCUGCCAUUGUGGCACCCUUCAUCUGCACAUGCUGUGUUGAGAUGGAGAACCUUCUUCUACCAUCUAUUCCAUAUGAGAAAGGUAUUUCAUACCACAUGGGACUUGGAUCACUUACCUGGAUGAAUUUUGUUUUUUGUUUUAUUUUUUAUUUGGUUUUGGCUGCAUUCGGUCUUUGUUGCUGCACACGGGCUUUCUCUAGUUGCGGCGAGUGGGGGCUGCUCUUUGUUGCAGUGCAUGGGCUUCUCAUUGUGGUGGCGUCUCUUGUUGCAGAGCACAGGCUCUAGGCACAAGGGCUUCAGUAGUUGUGGCACGCAGGCUCAGUAGUUGUGGCUCAUGGGCUCUAGAGCACAGGCUCAGUAGUUGUGGUGCACAGGCUUAGGUGCUCUGUGGCAUGUGGGAUCUUCCCGGGCCAGGGCUUGAACCCAUGUCCCCUGCAUUGGCAGGCAGAUUCUUAACCACUGCGCCACCAGGGAAGCCCUGUUGUUUGUUUUUUGAGAUAAAAAAGCAAGUCCAUAAAUAAAGUUUAAACGUUGAAAUAUAUCUCUCAAGUUCAAUACUUCUUUUGUUUGGGAAAUCAAUAGCAAAAUUUCAAACAAGCUAUUGUGGAUUUUUUUUUUUAAACAGGAUUUACAAGAUUGAUUUAUAGGGUUCUCAUGAAUGAUCUCUUGUUGCCUACUCAAUCAACCUGUAAACAAUUUUUUAAACUUAAAAAAAUUUUUUUUAACUUUUAAAAAUAUUUAGAUCAAUAAUUUUUUAUUGAAUUAUAAUUGAUUUACAAAUUGUGUUAGCUUCAAGUGUACAUCAUAGUGAUUCAGUUUUUUUUCUGAUUAUAUUCCAUUAUAGGUAUUUAUUAGAUACUAAAUAUAGUUCCCUGUGCUAUACAGUAAACCCUUGUUGCUUAUCUAUUUUAUGUAUAGUACUUUAUACAUGUUAAUCCCAUAUUUCUAAUUUGUCCCUCCCCACCUCCCUCACUCCUUUGGUAACCAUAGGUUUUUUUUCUAUGUCUGUAAGUCUGUUUC
Molecule: messenger RNA, 8089 nt
Organism: Orcinus orca (killer whale)
Lineage: Eukaryota; Metazoa; Chordata; Mammalia; Artiodactyla; Delphinidae
Gene: ANKDD1A
Product: ankyrin repeat and death domain containing 1A
Molecular function (GO): protein binding
Source: RefSeq, a predicted model, not a curated record